AUGUCAUGUCCAAACACUAGCACCCAUUCUCACCCUCCUGCCUUCCUCCUGGUCGGCAUCCCUGAACUUCAGGAGGCCCAGUUCUGGAUCACCUUCCCUUUCUGUAUCAUGUAUGUCAUUGCUGUGCUGGGAAAUGUCAUUGUUCUCUUCAUUAUAUACAUUGAGCCAAGCCUGCAUGAGCCCAUGUACCUCUUCCUGGCCAUGCUGGCAGUCACCGAUCUGGUUCUGUCCACGUCCACCCUGCCCAAAAUGCUGAACAUCUUCUGGCUGGGCUCCAGGGAGAUCAGGUUCCAUGCCUGCCUUACCCAGAUGUUUUUUGUGCAUGCUUUCUCAUCGGUGGAGUCAGGCGUACUCAUGGCCAUGGCCUUGGAUCGCUAUGUGGCCAUCUGCUGCCCUCUCCGGUACUCCAGCAUCCUGUCCGUCCCAGUCAUAGUGACAAUAGAAAGCCUGGUACUGGCAUGUGGAGUCCUUCUGGUGAGCCCCUUCUCCCUCCUUGUCAGCAGGCUGCCCUUCUGCCAGCACUGCCUCAUCUCCCACUCAGUCGUGAAGCUCGUGUGUGGGGACGUUAGAGUCAGUGUCAUUUAUGGCCUGUUUGUGGCUUUUAUGGUGGUUGGGAUUGACUAA
Gopherus evgoodei (Goodes thornscrub tortoise) is the source of this 624-nucleotide messenger RNA. Its product is annotated as olfactory receptor 52R1-like. Gene Ontology annotation, cellular component: membrane. The coding region runs from base 1 to 624 and encodes 207 amino acids. The transcript has a single exon. Lineage: Eukaryota; Metazoa; Chordata; Testudines; Testudinidae. The record is from RefSeq and is a predicted model, not a curated record. Gene Ontology annotation, molecular function: olfactory receptor activity; G protein-coupled receptor activity. Gene Ontology annotation, biological process: G protein-coupled receptor signaling pathway.